Arabidopsis arenosa is the source of this 1589-nucleotide messenger RNA. The record is from the annotation of a GenBank genome assembly. NCBI's taxonomy places the organism in Eukaryota, Viridiplantae, Streptophyta, Magnoliopsida, Brassicales, Brassicaceae.
CUCCGGCUAAAAGAGAAUCGAGCGAGCAUGAGCAAAGAGAUCCCUAAAGAUUCUUCAUUCUUGUCAUCCAAAGAAACAGGGACGUCUAUCUCCAACGAUCCUGUUUCACCGGCGAAGAAGAUUCGUACGAGUAUGAGCACCCAAGAAUCACCAGAGACCACUCAAACUUCUUCUGUUUUGCCAUCCAAUGAAACGGAGUCGCGUCUCUUCGGCGUUAAUACAUCUCCGGCGAAGAAGAGCCAAGAAGAACAACGAGUGCCAUCCAAGAAAACAGAGGUUCUGGUUCGUCUCUUCGGCGUUUCUUUACCUCUCUCCUCUGCAUCUUCAACGAAUACAGAUGAAGAAUUGAAGAAAACUUAUUGCUUAGAGGACCCCAAAAAGGGUUUCGUCUCCACGACCCUCUGUUUUUACGAUGAGACAUGGCCUUGUGGAAACCCUGAUUACCCAAAUAUCACUUGCGCUCCAAGAAACGAAAAACUAGCAGAGCAAAGAAAGAUUAAGGAGACGGAAGAAGAUGAGGAUCAGCAAUACGAGACGGGUCAAUGGAUCAUCAAGAAGGAACUAAACACGACCGAUAUUUGCCGACAACUUCAUCUGAGAAAAGCCGACGUUGAAUGCCACAUUCUAAGAUAUCUCUCCGAAGAUGACCAAAAGAAACUCGUACAAGGCGAUAGAAUCACGAUUAACAUGUACGACCACGAAUCGGACACUACACACAAGGUGCUUAUGAUGAGAUGGAUUUCGAAAACAAACUAUUAUUGUUUAAAGGAUAGCUGGCGCAAAGAUUUCGUCUACAGGAGAGGUUUGAGGGCAGGAGACAAGAUUGGGCUCUCUUGGGAUCGUUUUCGUUAUAAGCUUCGUUUUCGUGUACUUUCUCGUGCAACCACAAAAGCUCCUGCAGAAGAAAAGAAGCAAGCCCGAAUCUGGACGGAGCCUAGUACUCUCUACACGUGGACCAUCAAGAAGACACUGACCGAAAGCGAUGUCAAUCAUCUAAACCGACUUAUGGUGGGUAAUAGCGACGCCGAGAGCCACAUUAUGAGACAUCUCUCUACAGAUGUGCAGCAGACAAUCCAAAAAGGUAAGAAAUUCAAGGUUAAAGCGUACGACCACGACACGGAUACUGAGCACGACAUGGUUUUCUUGAGAUACGUCGAAACAACAAAUAACUAUGUUUUCAACCGUGGCUGGGCUAAAGAGUUUGUUCGGAGGAGAGAUUUGAAGCAAGGAGACAAGAUUGGACUCUUCUGGGGUAAUGUUGACUCUAGACUCCACUUUUGUGUGCUUCAGAGAAACCCUAACUAGUCUUUUUAGUAUAUGUAUGGAUAGAGAACUAAAUGAGUUGAUUUUACUUAGCUUUUGAAACAAUGACUCUGGUAUGAUCUUGUUGAGAAAGGUUCUACUAUUUUUUGGUAUACUUUGAUGGUUUAUCAUAAAUUUUGAUGCAUACAUAUUACAUUUUUCUUGCACCUGUGAUCCGAUUGCGAAGGUUUGUUACCAAUUGAAGAGGAAGUUUUUGUUAAUAGUGAUUACUGUUGCUUAUGGCAGUUGUUGUGGUAGCCAACUUAAAAUGAAAAUUUUGAUGUGUU